Molecule: messenger RNA, 4403 nt
Organism: Myiozetetes cayanensis
Lineage: Eukaryota; Metazoa; Chordata; Aves; Passeriformes; Tyrannidae
Gene: TTC33
Product: tetratricopeptide repeat domain 33
Exons: 5
Coding region: 73-858 (261 amino acids)
Molecular function (GO): protein binding
Source: RefSeq, a predicted model, not a curated record
UGCCGCUGGGUUACGGCUGGCACGGUACUUCCAGCUGGGGGGAAUUUCCCGGCGGGAGCCGCAGUUCUCCAAAUGGCUUCUUUUGGUUGGAAGAGAAAGAUCGGUGAGAAAGUUUCAAGAGCCACUUCUCAGCAAUUUGAAGCAGAAGCUGCGGAUGAGAAGGAUCUGGUUGGCGAUGAUGAUGCUAACUGGGUGCACGCAACUAAAAGAAGAAAGGAAAUUCUCUUAGAAGACUGUGUAAAGAAAAGUAAGGAGCUCAAGGAUGAAGGUGCAGAUUUGGCUGAAAACAGGAGGUACCGAGAGGCUAUUCUCAAGUGGGAUGAAGCACUUCAAUUAACUCCAGAGGAUGCUACGCUUUAUGAGAUGAAAUCACAGGUCCUGAUGUCUCUACAUGAAAUGUUCCCUGCAGUGCAUGCAGCAGAAAUGGCUGUCCAGAGAAACCCACGUUCCUGGGACGCCUGGCAGACUUUGGGACGUGCCCAGCUUGGAUUAGGAGAGAUAGCACUGGCAAUCCGAAGUUUCCAGGUGUCCUUACACAUCUUUCCAAUGAACCCCGAAGUAUGGAAAGAGGACCUUUCCUGGGCAAGAAAGCUACAUGAACAGCAGAAGGCAACAAAGACUGAGUCAGUGCAAGCACUGCUAAAAGCAAAGGAGCUUGUACAAGAACCAAUCCCCGACUAUGACUUUGAAAGUGAUGAAAUUGUGGCAGUAUGUGCUGCCAUCGCAGAGAAGGAGAAAGCUCUUUCAGCAGCUAAAACAGUAGUGAUUGUGUCUGCUUCAGGUACAGUAGAGACUGUUACUGAGAAGGACAAUUGUCCCACAACUCCUGAUGAAACCCUUUUCGUCAGAGCCCGAUAGGGCAGCCUCAUGGGUUGCCAUCCUGUUUUAAGAACUAGUGUUAUUUAUUGUAUUUGUCUUGCUUUGUGUUUGGUGGUUUUUUUUUUUUUCAGUUGUAUGAGAACCUACAAAAUUUAAAGAAUUGAAGUUAGUUUUCUUUUGUAAAUUAAAAAAUCAAUGACCCAAGUUUUUGCUCUACUCAUAUUUUUGGAGAAGAAAGCUGAGUUGAUUCUGAAAAUUCUAUGAAAAAAUGUAACCUUAAAUGCUUAACUGUAUUCUAACAGCUGCUUUCAUCUUGAUGUAUUUCAUAAUUUUACAAGUGAAUGUCUACAUUUUUCCAACAAUUUGGAAGCUUUUAUUUAAACUGUAAAAGUAUGGUGGUUUAUCCCCAGCUGGCAGCUCAGCCCCAUGCAGCCACUCCCUCCCUCCCUCCUGGUGGGAUGGGGGAGAGAAUCGGAAAAGUAAAAGGGAGAAAGCUCGUGGGCUGACACACAUUUUAAUAGGGAAAACCAAAGCUGCACAUAAAAGCAGAGCAAAACAAGGGAUUCAUCCACUACUUCCCAAGGGCAGGCAAGUGCUUAGCCAUACCCAGGAAAGCUCCAUCAUGUGUGACAAACGUUGGGAAGAAAACACCAUCACUCUGAAUGUCCUCACUUCCCCUACCACCUUCUUCCUCCAGUUCUGUUUGUUGAGUAUGAUGACAUUUGGGAUGGAAUAUCUCUGAGGUCAGUUGGGGUCAGCUGUUCUGGCUGUGUCCCUCCCAACUUCUUGUGCACCCCCAGCCUCCUUCCUGGUCAAGUAGGUUGAACAGGAAAAGAUGUCGACACUGUGUGAGCACUGAUAAUGAAAAAACCCCUGUGUUAUCAACACUGUUUCCAGCACAAAUCCAAAACACAGCUCCAUACUAGCCACUGUGAAAAAAAUUAACUCCAUCCCAGCCAAAACGUGCACAAAAAGAAAAAAGGAAUUUUUACUUCAGUCAUUAUUAAUUAACUUUAUCUUCCAGUCGAAGUGUGAACUGUUUUCUGUUAUGAGCAGUCUUUAUUUUCAAGAUUACUUUUUCUUUGAGAUAGUGUCCUAUGAAGCAGAGGUGGAUUAUUGUUUUCUGUGUGUGUGACAGAUUUGGUUUCUGAUUUGUAGUCAGAUGAGAUCAAGUAGCAACCUUUAUGUUGCUUUCAUAGGUGAAUGGGUUAAACACUGAUUGGAUGAAAGGAAAUGCUGUAGCAAACAAGUCCCUGAAUGCUGAGUUACUACUAAGUGUUUCACCAGAAGAAAGAACAUUAGUUUCAGACUGAAACUGGCCUUUCCUUACCUUGAGUGCUGUGCUGCAGACAUCACCGAAAGUAAAAUGGUGUGAGCAGGAAGUAGGUUUGGCUGAGGUGUAUUGUGUUCAGCCUUUUCUUUCCUAGUGAGGCUAAUCUGAUAAAGAGAGUAGAUUUGUUUUUCCUAAUUCCUAUGACCUGCCACUAAAAGUAUGUUCUUAGUGAACUAGUUUUUCAGGACAGCAUUGCUUUUCAUCCCUUUUGGAUUUUGGAUGCUGUGGUGGGCAUUCACAUGGUGUUAACACAGAGGCAUACUGCAGGAGAUUUCUUUGAUGUUCAUCCUUCUUUAGGGGAAGGUGGCAAUUGGUUCCUCACACAGACAGUGCAGAGAAAGUAAGUCAGGCUGUUGCUUUGAUGUGCUCUGUGCUGAGAUUGCUCUCAUUUCUUUGUAUUGGAGAUGUGGCAGAGAUGGUGGCCUCCUAACUGUACUGGAAAAAACAGUCAACUGAGGAAUUGCUGAAUAAUUCAGGAUUGGGAACAUGUCAUUUUUACUUGAUUUUGAUAACAUUUUGUGUGAUAACAUUUGAAAAAUAGUUUUGUAGACAAGUGAAACCUUUUGAAAUCAGUCCUAGAAUCAUGUAAUCAUAGAAUCAGAUGGGUUGAAAAAGGACCUCUGAGAUCAUCAAGUCCAACCCUUGGCAUCUUUGCAUUUUUCAAGUCUGGUUUCUAUUGUCAAAAUAACAUGUUUUAAAAGAAAAUAAUGUUGCUCAAGAAGCAUAGUAGUUUUUGCAACAGAAAAUGUAUUGCAGAGAAAUUAUCUCAAAUCAUACUUUAGUAUAUCUGAUACUAGAGUAUCUUUAUUUAAGAGGACACAGUCUUUGAAAAAAUUAAUUAUCCCUUUCAAAAAAUUAAUUGCCAUAUAUUGUACUAAGUUUUCGUUAAUUUUUGCAAGAUUCCUCCUGAAUAAUACGGGUUUUUUUGUAUGCGUGAAUUUUUAGAUCUAUGCUUGCACAAGCGCACACACACAGAAAAGUCACACUUCUUAAUAUCUUUUGAGUAUUCACAAUAAUUACAGUUACAAUGACUAAAAUAUGUUAAUAAAUCUAAAACAUCCUACAUUUUUAUUUGUUCAUUCAACAGAAAUAGAUCUUAAAUGCUUAUUGAAGAGUCUUUUCAUUAAGAUAUGGUUUGCUGGUUUAAAUUAUUACAGGUGAAGGACUUUUUAAUCUUAUUUCUCCUAUCAGUAUAAAUGAUACAAUCUAGUCAGUCAUAGCACAAGUUAGCAUGGGAAGAAUUUGGACAGACUUCUUCGAAGACGAAAUGUUCUCUGACUAGAAACGGAAAUCUAGAAAUUUGGCUAGAAAGAGUGAGAUGCUCUAGGGCAUGUUUUCAUUUUGAAGGAGCAUAGCUAUAUCCACCACAUCUUUUCUUUCUCUGUGCUUUAAACUUGCGUCAGUGUUCUGUACUUACUCAUAAAGGAAGGAGUUUCCCUCCUCUCAGAGGCCCAUGUUAUCACAGAAUCUGUUUCCACUGAAAUGAUCCACAAAGUUCCUAUUGACUUCAGCACUGCAGGGCCAAACUAAUGGAGAGCUGUGCACCUACACCAUCAGGCAGAAUGGCUGCACCGGGUUCCAGGGGUGGUUCUUUCCAUCCCCUGCACCAAAUGUGUUUUCCUUCUGAUUAGAUUAGGUUAUGAAUACUAGGUAUUGUCAGAACUGUAGUGUUUUGUGGAGCACUGUAGAGCAGAUAAGUUCUUGUGGCACUGUUAUUCUCAAGCUGGGAAGAAGUUCAAAAAUUGAUGAUUUUGACAUUGUUUUUUGUACAGUAUGCUAUGUUUUGCAUGUAUGGAACUUUCUGGAUCUGUUUGACUAAAAUACUUCUCUGCUAUUUAGUGAUGUCUGUUUAUUCUUUUGGUUAUAACAAACAUAAGUAUUAUUGCCGAUUUCGGAAUGUUCCUCAUUUAAUAAUUGGCUUCUGUCUCUGGGAAACAUGUUAAUGUGGUAUAGCAAAAAAAAAUUAAAGACAUCUCCCUCCAUGCUUUUAAGCCUAUCGGGAACAAAAAGAGAUGUUAUCUGAAAUAGGGUAUCUGUGACACUCCCCCUUUGACAUCAGGAAUUUAUUGUUCUUCAUCCUGAGUAGUGGCAAUGACUGCAGUAGCUUCCAUGUGUUUGCCUUCUGUGUGAAUCACACAUUAAAAUGCUCAAAUGUUGCAAUGUUGUUAAAGAGAAAAGCACAAGAAUAACAGGAGGUUAGGUGGAUUCAUUUUGCUUGAUUUAAAAAUCUACAGUUAAACCUUAGAAUAGA